Molecule: messenger RNA, 10360 nt
Organism: Pelmatolapia mariae (spotted tilapia)
Lineage: Eukaryota; Metazoa; Chordata; Actinopteri; Cichliformes; Cichlidae
Gene: plxnb1b
Product: plexin b1b
Exons: 37
Coding region: 414-7232 (2272 amino acids)
Biological process (GO): axon extension; regulation of cell migration; semaphorin-plexin signaling pathway involved in axon guidance
Cellular component (GO): plasma membrane; semaphorin receptor complex
Molecular function (GO): protein binding; semaphorin receptor activity
Source: RefSeq, a predicted model, not a curated record
CAGGGCGCAUGUGGAGGCAGAGAGCUGCUGAAUGAAACCAAGCAGAGAAACAGGAGAAACUUUUUUUGCUACAUGGAGUAACCACGUUGUUUUUCAUCAGUAAAUUAGGUGUGUAAAGUUGUGAAAGUUGGAUGCCUGACAGGAAAUUUCCAAGCAUGGACUAAGCGGCAGGAAUAUCGAGGAGGAACGCUUUCUUGCCCGCUAAUUUGUCUGCACAAGCACCGGCUGCGGAAAAAUUGGAUACUUUACUAAAACUUCGCUGUAAGGAGGAGUAAACCAGAGCUGAGUGACCGAAGAGUUGUACACAGAGCAAGGUUGUAUCCAGAGCUAUGUGUUUUUAAACCCAAGGUGCUGGGAGGUCAAGAGGUGAGAUGCCUCUAUAAAACACCACUGGAAACAAAUGCUCUGCCGCCAUGCCUCUGGGGAUGGUGCGUCUUUCAUUGUCAGCAGUCAAAACGCUGCUUUCUCUCCUGCUGAUGGCCACUGGCUGUCCCUUAGUUUUAUUUCCUAUUGGCACUGUCCAAGGAUCAGACUCAUUCCCAUCCAAUUUUUAUCCUACGUUUAUCCGAAAUGACACUCUGUUUGAGCACCUGGCCCUGCAUCCUGACCCCGACGUGGGUCGGGUCUACGUCGGGGCCCGAAAUCGCCUGUUCCAGUUGGAUCGCUUCCUCCAACCUGAGCUACAGGAUGACACAGGCCCCGUUACAGACAGCCGGGAUUGCUUACCUCCUGUAACUGAGACCAACUGUCCUCAGUCCCGAGAAACUAGCAACCACAACAAGCUCUUGUUGGUCAACCCUUACUCUAUGGAACUUAUAACCUGUGGGAGUGUCAACCAAGGAAUUUGCCAGAAGCGUAGCCUGGAUUCUGUGGAUAAAGUGCUUUUCUCCACAGAGAGGCCGGUGGAUACUCAGUACGUAGCGGCUAAUCACCCUAAUGUUAGUACUGUUGGGCUUGUGGUUCGCUCUCAUCCUGACAAGCAGCCUGUUUUGUUUGUGGGUCGGGGUUACACCAGCAGCCAUCCGCCUAUUUCCACGCGAAACCUUGCCCAGGAUCCCAUCUUUUCCUACGAGGAGACUGCCAAGUUGGCCGUGGCUGGCCGCCUCUCAGAGUACGAUCAUAAUUUUGUUGCCUCAUUCGCCCACCGUCAGCACGUGUACUUCCUUUUCUACAGAAGGGACCUAAAGUCGCCAUCGCGCGAGUACCGUACCUACAUCUCUCGCGUGUGUUUGGAUGAUCAGGCCUAUUACUCCUAUGUGGAAGUACCGCUGACAUGUCGUUCAAGGACGGGUAAAAUUUACAAUCUCUUGCAAGCUGUCCAGCUGGGCGUGUCCAAAGAUGAUGUAGGGGACCGGGAUUCAGAGACUCUAGUUGGUGUUUUCUCCACUCGUUUGGCUUCUUCAACUCGGCCCAGUGAGGAGUCGGCUCUUUGCAUGUUUAACCUUGAAGAUGUAGACCGCAGGAUCAACUCCACCAGAGACUUUUGCUAUACACAGAUGGGUAAAGAAGCAGGAGUGGAGGCAGCCUACAUUGAAUAUGACGUUAAAUCCAACUGUGCCAAUCUGCCAGAGAAUACCCUGGAUGCCUACCCCUGCGGCUCCGACCACACCCCCAGCCCCAUGGCCAGCCGGAUUCCUGUGGAAGUAGAAACCAUAUUAGACAGCCCUUCUGCCCGUCUUACUGCUGUGGCUGUCAGCAGCAGAGUGGGACAUACAAUCGCCUUCCUGGGAGACUCCAAAGGGAACUUGCACAAGGUGUUCUUGGGGCCAAACGGUGAGGUUGAGGAGUACUCUGUGAUCCCCAUACAGCAGAAUGCAGCCAUCAGCUCAGACCUCAUCCUGGAUCAGAAACAGGAACAUCUCUUUAUCAUGACCCAUAACAUGCUGCAGAAGAGGCCAGUGGCUGAGUGUCAGCAGCAUCCAGACUGCCACUCCUGUCUCUUGGCCCACGACCCUUACUGUGGCUGGUGUGUCCUGGAGGGAAGGUGUGUGUUGCAGUCACAGUGUGCUCGUGGGAGCUACCCAGGGCAAUGGUUGUGGAGUUUUGACAUGGAGCAGCAGUGUUUGGUGGUCCAGGACCUCGUCCCCUCCAAUCUCAGCAGGGAGGAGAGCAAGAUAGUGUCUCUGUCCAUCCCAAGACUUCCAGUGUUAGAAAACGGGGAGUCGUACUCUUGCUACUUCCAGGACAGCCACACUCCUGCUACCAUCACAGAGACCGGGGUCACCUGCCGUUCUCCCGACACCAGCAGGGUGCCUUUGGUUUUUCGAGGACAAGAUUUUGUCACAGUCACCUUGUCUCUACGUUUUGGCAACGUCACGGUCACGGCAAGGGAUUUCACCUUCUACGACUGCACAGCUGUUAAGCAGCUGUCUGGCAGCCAGCCAUGCCGCGGUUGUGUUUUAAGCCGAUGGGGCUGUAACUGGUGUGUCCACCAGCAUGCAUGUACCCACAAGCCCACCUGUGAGGAGGGAGUAAUCAUCUACAACCAACACUUUAAACUACCUACCUCCUCUCCUCCUACAACCAAAACUAUAAAAGUCGUCACAGCCACCACUACCACAACAGCUACCCCCACAACUCCUCCUACCACACCAACUACUGCCACGACGACGACAACAACAACAACCGCAGCCCCCAUCACCAUAGCUACCACUAAGGAGUUAACAACGCCUACUCUUUCACACACCAGUACCAGCCAUGAGCCAACCCACCCGGGCACUACCCUGCCCCCUCAGCCUCCCACUCUACCACCCAGCACCUCUCCAGGCCUGGAGGUCACCACCAGAGAAGAAGAAGAGAGUGAAGCCUCUGAGACUGUCACACACAGUGACUUGGAAGAUGCUGUAGCUACACAGAGUGUCACGAUGGCCACGGCAGAGCUGAUGCCCGUCACCGUGGCCGAUGGUCUUAGUGGGGACCUGGACCCUGUCGUGCCUCUGAUGAUCCCAGACUCCUCGCCACCGGAGGUGGUGACGGCCUUACCCCCCAGCGAGCGGCAGGCAGCCAAAGAAGCGCUGACCCUGGCAGAGGCUCCCACCAUGGUGGUGCCUGGCUUUCCCCCGCCCACACUUUUCCAUAUGGGUGAACCGGCUGAUUCUGAGCCUUCCCUUUACUUGGACUUGACCCAGACACCCACACUGGUACCACUGCAAGACUUGCACACUGAGGCAGGAAGCCCAACUGCUGAUUCUGAGGUGCCCCUCUGGCCAAAGGAAGCAGAAAACUACACUGAGGGUGCUGUCCAGGCAGAAAAUGACACGGCUACAUUUUCAGCUGCCACCGUGCUCUCGGGUGAUGGGGAGGUUGACCGCAUGUCCCAGUCCUACCCUCCCCAGUUGCUGAAUACUGACUCAGAGCUGGACUACCAGUAUGAUUCAGCUGAUGGCUUCCUCCCGGGGGACGAGGGCUCGUAUGUCAGCUGGGGUUCCUCAGCUUGUCCGUGUGUUGAGAAGGUCCAGGGUUCAUCACUGCUCCCUGUCAGAGUAGAGAGAAAGAUCACUUUACUGGCCCAUAACCUCCAUCUGUAUCAGGAUGCAGAGCUGGACUACGAGUGUGUGUUGGUUAUUGAAGGGCAGACGGUGGUGGUAGACGCCUACGUGGAGCCAGAUGACAUGAACCCAUCAAGCUUUGACAUCACAUGUCAGCUACACCAGUACACAUACUCUGCUCCAGUGCAGGAGUAUAAUGCAUUGGUGUAUGUGAAGAGGAGGGACACCUUCCAUGUAGACACUUCUCGUGAUCUCUAUGUGACUCUGUACAACUGCUCUGUGGGUCGAUCUGACUGCAGCCGUUGCCACACAGCAGACCCAAAAUACGGCUGUGCGUGGUGUGGUGGUCCCCAGGCCAGCUGCCUGUUUUCAAACUCCUGCAGUGAACCUGUGCAGCAGACGUGCCCUGCUCCCGUCAUACACUCUGUUGAGCCACUCUCUGGCCUGUUGGAAGGAGGCACCAUGUUGACCAUCUCCGGCUCCAACCUGGGUCAGAAGGCUGAAGACAUCCUCCACUCUGUGUUAGUAGCUGGCGUGCCCUGCACAGUGAUUUCCAACCUGUAUGAGGUCUCCUCUAGAAUUGUGUGCAUGACCAAAGCCAGCGGAUUAAAGACGGACUAUGUGUCUGUGAGAGUGAAUGGAGGAGAAUUUGGCCUCUCCAGCCAGAAAUUCAGCUACCAGAGCCCAGUUGUGAAGGGAGUGUCACCUGAAAGGGGCCCCAAGGCGGGGGGAACAUCCCUGAAUAUCACUGGCCAAAACCUUCUAACAGGUCGCCCCGCUGACCUUACCAUCACUGUCGGGGACGUCCCCUGUAACAUUGUAUCAGAGGUGCAGAGUGACAGUGUUCAGUGUGUGACAGGGAGCAGUAAUAAAACAGGAGACCACCAGAUCACCCUGCAUUACGGCAGCAUCCAGCGUCACCUCAGCAGCCCCGCCUACCACUACACCAACAACCCCAACAUCACCCGUGCCGAACCAGCCAAGAGCUUCCUGCAUGGCGGUCGACUGAUCAAGCUGUCUGGAUCCAACAUGGAUGUGGUGCAGGAGCCCCGAAUGGUGGUGACUCUCUCCCGCUUCCAGUCGGUCGGCCAAAACAAGAAGAGAAAACGUCGGAGGAAGAGGAGCAAAGGAGAGCAAUGGAAGAAAACCCUGGGAAGGUCGGUUAGGAUGGUUCCUGACCCCGUCUGUCCCGGAGACCAAUUCUGCUCCGUCAAACAGUUCGUUGAGCGCUGUGAGGUAAACUCCUCCUCCCUCAUCCUGUGCCGCUCUCCAAUGGUGGACUCCACCAUCUGGUGGUCACAGGUCACAGUGGAGUUCUUGCUAGACAAUCUGCGCUUUGACUUCAGCAGUUUGAACUCUGAGCCAUUCAGCUAUGAGCCUAACCCCACCCUGCAACCCCUGAACCAACAGGACCCUCUUAAGGCAUAUCGCUAUAACCCAGGCAGCUUCAUCCAGCUGGAGGGGGAACACCUGGACCUAGCCAUCACUAAAGAGGAGGUGGUGGUGUUGAUUGGAGAAGGUGUAUGUGCUGUGAAAACCCUGACCAGCAACCAUCUGUACUGUGAGCCACCACCACAGCAGCCUGCACCAGGACCAAACGGCAAGAAGCGAGAGGGCUCUGACAAUCUCCCCGAAUUCACUGUCCAAAUGGGCAACCUGAACUUUUAUCUUGGCAAGGUUCAGUAUGACAACCUGAGCCUGUCCACCUUCCCACUAGAGGCUCAGAUUGGAGUUGGAGUUGGAGCCUCCAUAGUGGUCCUCAUUGUGCUCAUAAUUGUGCUUAUUUACAGGAGGAAGAGUAAGCAGGCUCUUAGGGACUAUAAGAAGGUUCAGAUCCAACUGGAGAACCUGGAGACCAGUGUGAGGGACCGCUGCAAGAAAGAGUUCACAGACUUGAUGACGGAGAUGAUGGAUAUGUCCAGUGACCUGGUCGGCUCGGGCAUCCCCUUCCUGGACUACCGUAUGUAUGCCGAGCGCAUUUUCUUCCCCGGCCACCGAGAGUCUCCUCUGAGACGAGACCUGGAUGUUCAGGAGUGUCGGCGGCAGACGGUGGAGCAGGGCCUGGUGCAGCUUUCCAACCUGCUCAACAGCAAGCUGUUCCUCACCAAGUUCAUCCAUACUCUGGAGAGCCAGCGGACCUUCUCCCCCAGAGACCGAGCCUACGUGGCUUCGCUGCUGACGGUGGCGCUUCAUGGCAAGCUGGAGUAUUUCACAGACAUCCUUAAGACACUCUUGAAUGACCUGGUGGAGCAGUACGUGGCCAAGAACCCCAAACUGAUGUUACGAAGAACAGAGACUGUGGUGGAGAAGCUGCUGACCAACUGGAUGUCUAUCUGCCUCUAUGCUUUCCUCAGGGACUCAGCGGGGGAGCCUCUGUACAUGCUGUUCAGGGCCAUAAAGCACCAGGUAGAUAAAGGACCGGUGGAUGCUGUUACUGGCAAAGCAAAGUACACCCUGAACGACAACCGCCUGCUGCGAGAGGACGUAGAGUACAAAACCCUGACACUGAAUGUGUUGGUGCAGGGUGGAGGGGUCAAUGAGACCCAGCCUGUGCCCUCCAAAGUACUGGACUGCGACACCAUUACCCAGGUGAAAGAGAAGCUACUGGAUCAGGUGUACAAAGGCACAUCCUUCUCACACCGGCCGCACGCCGACUCGCUGGACUUGGAGUGGAGGUCGGGCGUUGCCGGUCAUCUCAUCCUGUCAGACGAGGACUUGACAUCUGUGGUUCAGGGUAACUGGAAACGCCUUAACACGCUUCAGCAUUACAAGGUCCCAGAUGGCGCGACGGUGGCACUGGUCCCUCGUCAUACCAAACACAUUCACCAUGACAACCAUGACUACAUAGCAGGAGAGAAGACGCCAAUGCUGGAGGAUGCAGAUGAAGGUGGAGUGAGGCUGUGGCAUCUGGUAAAGGCCAGCGAGGAGCCCGAGUUGCCCAAACACCGCAGAGGCAGCCUGAGGGAGAGAGAGAGGGCCAAGGCUAUCCCUGAGAUCUACCUGACCCGCCUGCUGUCCAUGAAGGGGACGUUGCAGAAGUUUGUGGACGAUCUUUUCACGGUGAUCCUGAGCACGAGCCGUCCUGUCCCGCUCGCCGUCAAGUACUUCUUCGACCUGUUGGAUGAGCAGGCAGCACAACAUGGAAUCUCUGACUCAGAGACCAUCCAUAUUUGGAAGACCAACAGUCUCCCUCUACGUUUCUGGAUCAAUAUUGUGAAGAAUGCCCAGUUUAUCUUCGACAUCCAGGCAUCUGACCACGUGGAUGCUGUGCUCUCUGUGAUCGCCCAGACCUUCAUGGACUCGUGCACGAUUGCAGAGCACAAGCUGGGCCGGGAUUCGCCCAUCAACAAGUUGCUGUAUGCCAGAGAUAUCCCCCGCUACAAACAGAUGGUGGAAAGGUACUAUGCUGACAUCAGGCAGACCAUCUCAGCCAGUGACCAGGAGAUGAACUCUGCUCUAGCUGAACUGUCCAGGGUGAGUGCAGCCACAGCACACACACACACACACACACACACACACACACACACACAGUGUGGCCGUUCACUUCAAUGCCUUGUGUUUCAGAACUAUUCGGGAGAACUGAACUACCUGGUGGCACUGCACGAGCUCUACAAGUACAUCAAUAAAUACUACGACCAGAUCAUCACGGCGCUGGAGGAGGACGCCACGGCCCAGAAGAUGCAACUCGGCUAUAGACUGCAGCAGAUUGCUGCUGCUGUGGAGAAUAAAGUCACUGACUUAUGAUGGAGGAGAAAUGUGUCAGCUGUACUGCAGUAACACCUGCCACUGUUACAGUAAACAGCUCGGGCACGCUGGCAGUUAACUUUAACGGACAGAGGGGAAGAUGGACUCUUGAGGAGGAUGUUUUUUGUUGUUUAAAUUAGAGCUCACAUCCCAGCAGCCUUUGUGUUUUGGUGACUGCUGACAGUGCUUUACAGUGCGGACACUGUGAGCUUCCUGUAGUGCAGGACAUUGAAAAGCUCAGUGGAUACUUUUAUUAAAAAAGUCAGUCUGACCCGCUGUCACUCUGCUCACUUGGUAGCAGUGUGUGUUUUAUCUCUACAGAUAGUCAAAAGGUACAGCAAAGCUGGUGGACAGCCAGGUCUGCAGACUGAAAGUAGGAAUCUUCCAUCACUGUGGAGUCCGUUUUAUGAAGCGGUACCUCUUAUGCCUUGUGUACUUUGCUGCUGUAUGGUUAUUUCUUGGUGUGUGUCUGGUGCUUUAUAUAUAGAUGUGUGAGUGUGCGUGCAUGUGGUUGUCCAUAUUCUCGUGGCUGUUAAACUGCAUCGUGUAUUGCCACGUUUUAUGUUUCUAGUACAAAGUGGUGAAGUAACUGGUUCUUAUAUUUUGGAUCUAAGAAUGAAGAGUAUUUUGAAAAGAGAGACCUGAAUUUUAAGGUUAUGUUUUUCACAUUUUAGAACUUGUAGUCACUGCUCAAAGCAACAUUUUAAAGUCGCUGCCACGCUCUACCUCAGCCUGCCGUCUUUCAUCAACUGCUCUUAUUUUCAUUGGUAGAAGCUGCCUAAUUACUGCUUAGUUUACCUUGGCCUGUUACACAUUUGUCUGUAUUGAUGUAAAUGUUGUGUGAUUUGUAAUACGAUUUUUUAUUUUUUUUUAAACAGAGCAGCAGCACAGCCGAGGAGACGGUGCUGCAGAUUCACACUUAGUUGCUAACUAGUGUGAGAAAUACUUUGCUGGAAGGUUAAAAAAACAAUGACCCAAUUUUUUUCCCCCUUAGCAAUCCAACUAUACCGUACUGUAGGAACAUAAGCUGAUAUAUGGUUAUCAGCCCCAGCAAUCCAACAUUAGUCAACCCAGCAAAAACACUCAUGUAUACCUUUCAGGCAGGUCCAUCUACCAGUACUGCAGCACCGCACACACGCACUGGACUGCUGUAAACACACACACACACAAAUUCUUGUUUGUUAAUUCUUUACCCAUGUGAGAGAUUGGAAGCAGAAAGUGUUUUUUUAAAGGUACUUAAACCUCACAUGACUUACCAUUUUUGUUUCUUGAUUUUAUUCAUAUUUGUGUGGAUGUGUCUCUAGUGUACAAGUCACUGGAAAGUCAAUAGGAAAGCGAAAAGUCCCUCUGUUUAAAAGACAGACCUUCAAAAUGUUAAAGUGCAGUGUCGUGUGAACCACAGUUUUUAUAGGUUUUUUUUAUAUUUUGUACAUUUUAACAUUCCUUUUUAGACUUUGGACAUUGUAUAGAUCACACUCCUGGUAUGUUUUUUUUUUUUGUGUGCAGUUCUCUAACUGGACAGUGUUUCGUGUGUUCCACAUAGACCUUGUAAAAGAUGGAUGAUGGUAGACUGACAACCUGAGGCCUUGAGUUUGUCAUAAGGUUGUUGCCUCUUUGAAGCUGGAAGUGGCUGUUUGUGGAUUUCAAAAAAGGCUGGAUGCCUAGUUACUAGCUGGAAAUAUUUAACUGCUUGAUUAACAAAGCAAACUAAAAAAGAACUGAUACAAAGAAGGUACAAACAUCAUUGCUGGCAUUGGAAACUGUAUCCUGUACACACCGAUACAUGACAACCAAAUAAUAGUUGAUGUUUUUUGAAAGGGAGUCUGUAGACAGAGAUGGUUUGUAGCCAUAUCCUGUAUAUAAAAGAUGUGUCGUCACCUCUGGCUUUGUAAAGCUCAAGUUGAGCAUUUUUUUUUUACUUUCACCAUCUUUUUUUCUUUUUCUUUCUUUCUUUUUUUUUUUUUUUUACCAAGGGGCUGGAUUUGAUUGGUGCACUUAGGAGCACUAUAUGCUCAUCGGCUAAUGAUUCAUGAACUUCAACUUUUUUUAUUCAAUUGGACCUGAAACGAGCCCACGGCAUCACCAGGAAAGUGUUUUCUCAGACUCUUAUACAACUGGAUGUGUUUUUGCACCCAGAGCAGUCAACUCCUGCUGGCCAUUAGAAAAAAUAUAGGUUUAAGAGACAUAUGCCAUUGGCUUCAUUUUGCAGCCCCAGUGGCUACGUCCAUCUUUUAUAUACAGUUUGCAUUUGUAUUGGCAUCAAUGGUUUGCACUUAAAGGCAGUCACCAUGGCCCAGUGACUGCAUCUAUCUUUCUAUAUAGAGUUUAUGGUCCUGCAGUUGUGUGUGGCAUUUGAUCAACGUGAUCAUACUACUCCAGGCUCAGUAGAUGUUGCUUGUAGCUUAGCUGGGCUGGGUAUGGUUGGACAUAUUUUUUGAUGCUGGUUUUUGUGUUGAACUCUCUUUCUCCUUUAAUAUUUACAGCAGCUCUUUAUGUGGGAAUUUGUUUAGUUUCAGGUGAUUGUAGGAUUGGAAAUCAAUGGGGAAACAGAUUUUGACACAACUAUAGAAACGAUAUAACAGAGUUUGAGUAGUCUACAUGCAUAUUUUAUAAAGUGCACUUGAUUUUUGUUUUCUCAGAUCUGAUGUUGUUUAAUGUUUUAAUACACAAAGUACUACAAGUUGUAAAUUAGAGUAUCUACUACUGAAGUAUGCUAGUACCCAGUCCCAAAAAAAGGUGACAGUAGAAAAGACUUUUUCUACCCACCCUCCACUCAAAUGAAGAUUUAUCAGUUUGAGCCCGAAGUGUGUAAUUACCAGGGUCAGUGUGUCAGAAUAUAGGCCAUUUGUUACAACAUUACAUAACACGGGUAAUAAUGACUUUUACAAACACAUGGAGUUUGUUCAUCUUGAGCUGAGAGCUCAGUGAUGAACAAAGAACCAUUGGGGGGAAUCUAGGCUGUAUAAAUUUGGCAAUGUAGAGCAGGCUCUGCAAGGAGCAGGUUUAGGAUGUUUCUUAUUUUGUGUGUUAAUAUCUUUGUACAUACUGAUUAAAGAUGCAGCUGUAGUGAUUUAACCUGUUUAAUAAGAGAAGGUGAACAUUCUCACAAAUGAAAUAAAGUAUUCUGA